GAAGGACUCACCCACUCUUGAAUUUCCUAUGGUGGCGUCCAUCGACUACGAUACCCUCUCGGCCAACGAGCUCGAAGCGCUCAAAACGAGCCGUGGCCUCACGCUCUUCAACAACACGGUGUGUCCGUUGGCGCACCGUGCGCUCUGGACCGCCACCGAGGUGCAGGCGCCGCUGGCGCGCGUCAUUGAAGUGCCCAUUCACGCCGCCAUGCCGGCGAGCUACAUCGCCAAUUUCAACCGGUUUCGGUCGGUGCCCUGCUUGCUCGACGACGGAGUCACCGUGUAUGAGUCGAUGAUUGUCGCCCAGUACUUGGACGCCAAGUUCAACGGUGGCAAGCUCUUUGUUGCUGACGACCCGGCGGCAGCGGCGCUCGCAAACCUCGUUGUCGCCCAAUUCGACAUUGUCCCGUCCAUCUUUGCGUUUCUUCGCAACAAGGACACGACCAAAGACGACGAGCUCAAGGCCCUAGUGUUCGCCGGCGUCGCGGGCCUCGAGCGCAUCUACCAGGAGGACGCAGCGGCCUUUCGAUCCCGUGGCCCGUACCUCCUCGGCGACCGGUUGAGCCAGGCCGAGAUUGCUCUUGUGCCGUACCUCUUUCGCUUCUCGCUCAUUCUGCGCACGUACCGACGCGUCGAGUUGCUAUAUGCGUGUCCACUACUGGCGGCCGCCCUUGACGCCGCAACACAGCGGCCUGCGUUUCAAGCGGCGACCCGCGAGACCGACGUCUACCUCGCUGCUGGCGCCAAGAUUGUCGGCUUGUAAGUCGACUUUGGGCGCCCUUGCAAACACGCGAGGCAACAUUAGACUUGCUUUCCACAAAGAACGUUCUUUGAAACCACA
Saprolegnia diclina VS20 is the source of this 841-nucleotide messenger RNA. RefSeq lists its product as hypothetical. The coding region runs from base 29 to 763 and encodes 244 amino acids. The record is from RefSeq and is a predicted model, not a curated record. Gene Ontology annotation, cellular component: cytoplasm. The transcript has a single exon. NCBI's taxonomy places the organism in Eukaryota, Oomycota, Saprolegniomycetes, Saprolegniales, Saprolegniaceae.